Messenger RNA from Sesamum indicum (sesame), 1253 nucleotides. RefSeq names its product WAT1-related protein At1g43650. Gene Ontology annotation, molecular function: transmembrane transporter activity. Lineage: Eukaryota; Viridiplantae; Streptophyta; Magnoliopsida; Lamiales; Pedaliaceae. The record is from RefSeq and is a predicted model, not a curated record. Gene Ontology annotation, cellular component: membrane.
ACACAAAUCCUGAUAUAUAUAGAUAUGGUUGUUAAGAGAUGUAGGUAUUUUGAUGAAUAUAGAGCGCUAAGUAUGGAAAAACAGAAGCCCUAUAUAGCAGUGGUAAUAAUACAGUGUAGCUAUGCGGGCAUGUAUUUGUUAUCCAAGGCAGCCAUGUCUUCAGGUAUGAAGCCUUGUGUGUUUGUCGUCUAUCGGCAAGCAUUCGCCACUCUUGCACUGCUCCCCUUCGCUCUCUUCUUCCCUAGCAAGGAGGGACUUCCUCCUCUUACAUGGACUGCACUCUCCAAGAUUUUCCUCAUUUCUUCCUUUGGGCUUGGGUUGAGCUUCAAUCUCAACUUCGCCGGACUGGAAUAUGUUUCUGCGACAUUUAAUUCAGCCAUGGUCAGUGGAGUUCCUGCUUUGGUCUUUGUCAUGGCUGUUUGUUUAAGAAUUGAGAGCCUAUCCAUAACUGAAUGGCAUGGAGUAGCUAAGGUGUUGGGUACCAUUGUUGGUAUCUCAGGAGCCAUGGCCUUUACUUUUUACAAGGGCCCUCCUCUCUUUUCAGCUUCCAUGAAUGAAACCCAUGAAAGGACUCAUACAAAACAAGAAUGGAUUAAGGGCUCUUUUCUCUGCAUUGCUGCCCAACUCGCUUACUCCGUUUGGCUAACCUUGCAGGAUCCACUUCUGAAACAAUAUCCGGGAAAAUUGCGCCUCAUGAUUUUGCAGUGCAGCUUCAGUUUGCUGACAACAACAAUAUAUGGUGCAGCCAUGGAGAGGAACCUAACCUCCUGGAAGCUUGCCUGGAACAUCCAACUCUUAUCCGUAGCCUAUUGUGGUAUUAUGGUGACAGGAAUAAGUUACUGGUUACAAGCUUGGGUUAUAGAGAAGAAGGGUCCUGUCUUCACUGUAAUCUUUGGGCCAUUAGCGCUUAUUUUAGCAGCAGUGUUGUCAACUCUUUUUCUCAAAGAAACUCUCCACUGGGGAAGUGUUUUAGGUAGUGGGUUACUUGUUGUUGGGCUGUACAGUUUCCUCUGGGGUAGAAAUCGAGAAGCCCAAAGUGGAGCCCAACAACAAUUGGAUCAUUCAGUGCAGGAAGCCCAAUUUGAAGGCAUCAUCACUACAUCAAUAUCAGCAGAUGACGAGAUACAAAAAGAUUCCAAGAGUUAGUUAUGUGCACUUCCCAAAACUGUUAAUAGUGGUCAAGGAAAUUGUCCCUUAGGAAUAUAACAAACUUAAACAUAUGUAUUUUUGCAAUAAAAAUACUAGCUCUAUGA